AUGAUUCCGAACGUCUCCACAUCCGCGUCCUCCUCAUUCGCUCCUCUCAUUCCUUCUAUAUCCAUUCCAACUCACGCUCCUUCCCUUUCUGUCGGCAAAGCCAAUUCGCUCUCCUUUCCUUCUAGUCCCAAAACCAGUCGAUUAUCUCAGCAUUUCUCUUCCCUCCGCUCCCCUCUCCCAAUGCGACCCCCGGCGGCGGUUUCCAUUGAGAAAGAGACGAUGGAGGCGGAGCGGCCCGACACAUUUCUCAGAGAAUCGGAGAGUGGAGAGGUGAGGGUUCGGUUUGAGAAGAUGAUCAGGGAUGCUCAGGACAGCGUCUGCCAGGCCCUCGAAGCCGUCGAUAAAGUCGGCAAGUUUAAAGAAGACGUCUGGUCCAGACCGGGCGGUGGCGGAGGCAUUAGUAGAGUCUUGCAGAACGGCGCCGUUUUUGAGAAGGCCGGAGUUAAUGUGUCCGUCGUCUAUGGCGUUAUGCCCCCUGAAGCAUAUAGAGCUGCCAGGUCGGCUUCUCCCGAUCAGAAACCUGGCCCUAUUCCUUUCUUCGCAGCCGGAAUCAGCUCUGUCUUGCAUCCCAAGAAUCCCUUUGCCCCCACUGUGCAUUUUAACUAUAGAUACUUCGAGACUGAUGCUCCCAAAGAUGCUCCUGGAGCCCCUCGGCAAUGGUGGUUCGGUGGUGGGACUGACUUAACCCCAGCUUAUAUCUUCGAGGAUGAUGUUAAGCAUUUUCAUUCGGUUCAAAAGAAGGCAUGUGACAAGUUUGAUCUCACAUUUUAUCCACGCUUCAAGCAAUGGUGUGAUGAUUAUUUCUACAUCAAGCAUCGAGGUGAGAGGCGAGGACUUGGGGGAAUAUUCUUUGAUGACCUUAAUGACUAUGAUCAAGAGAUGCUUCUUGCUUUUGCUACUGAGUGUGCGAAUUCCGUGAUUCCUGCGUAUGUUCCAAUCGUGGAGAGAAGGAAGGAUAUGCCAUUUAAUGACCAGCAGAAAGCAUGGCAACAGUUGCGCCGCGGCCGCUAUGUAGAAUUCAACUUGGUGUAUGAUAGGGGCACAACUUUCGGGCUGAAGACUGGAGGUCGAAUAGAAAGUAUUCUGGUCUCGUUGCCGCUAUCAGCUCGGUGGGAGUAUGACCACAAACCAGAGGAAGGAAGUGAAGAGUGGAAACUGCUGGAUGCUUGUAUCAACCCGAAAGAAUGGCUCUAA
Molecule: messenger RNA, 1194 nt
Organism: Linum trigynum
Lineage: Eukaryota; Viridiplantae; Streptophyta; Magnoliopsida; Malpighiales; Linaceae
Source: the annotation of a GenBank genome assembly